AUUUCGCUAUGCCAUCUAUCCAACGGCACGUACUGACUGAAAAUACGACGUGAAACGACCCAAUUUCGCGUUCAUACCGAUAACUUCUGAUUUAAAUUGUGUUCGGUCACUGCAAGGCAUCAAUCAUUGGGAACGCGCUCAGAAAAUCCUUCUCGUGGCUCCCAAGUGAGUCGGAGAUGGAUUUUAAAGAGCCGAGUUCGCAGGCGGAAGCAACAGAAGCCCUGACAAAGUUUCGUGAACAAUGGGCUGCUUCACUGGACACAGAGCGGGUGGUAGAGGCCUUCGAGUGGCUCGAAAAGCUUGACGGCAGAUGGGAACAGAUGCAUGUAGACAUCCUUUGUGUUAUGGGAGAGCUUGCCGCAGGCACAAUGGAGCUUGUAUCGUGCCGUCGAAUUAUUGAGUAUCUUAAAAGAAAUUCACAUCGCUGUAAGGGUGACGCUGGAAAAGCGUACGUCGGCAUAGCCAUAAUGGUGCAUUUGUUGAAGGACGAGUCUACUGCGAUACUAGCAGGAAAUGUACUUUCAAGUGUGCGGACGGCAGUUUACAAAGAUGAGGCAACUUUGGCAUCAGUAAUUGAUAUGUUUAAGACGAAACUUGUACCGAAAAUGAAAGAGCUGGCUGAUAACAAGAAAUUCCUAGAUGCCUUAGCUCUGUGGAGGGCAAUGGUUCGUUUCACUGGAUUCGAAAAGGUGCCGACUGCAGUAACAAAUGGCGUUUUGCAUAUUGCCACACUUGCGUUUAAGGAGACUAAUCCUAGCGUACAUGCCGACGCGUUCAGUUCUUGGCGAAUCCUUGUUGAGAGUUUGCCCCGUUAUAUGUUAAAGAAGCCGGCAUACAUAAAGCUUCUACUCAACCCUUUAAACCGUGUGUAUCGGGACACAGAUGCAGCAACGACCCCGCAUAAGUUUGGCGCAUGGUGGCAAGUUGUCCGUUCGCUUGAGGAUGAUAUUGAAGCACAUUUUGACGACGUAGUGUUCCCGCUUAUUAAUAAAAUCUUCAGUAUUCCAUCGGCUAAAACAAGGCAGGUCAAUCCCACAGCUUUCGCUAGUCCCACAAGAGAAAUCCCACAGGAGGCAUAUGCCAUCCUCGCUUUAAUUCUCUACAAGGGAACUAUUGAGAUAAUGACAGAAAUGUCAAAACUAAAUGACAAUCUACCCAUAAAUGAGCAUACUAUAAAAGAUGCCUGUUUUGUUAAACACCAAACAUUGCUGACAGAGGUGUUCACACUUGUACUGAACAAUAUUGUUCACGGCGUUACUCCUCCGCCUCAAGGUUACCCAUACCUGCUAGCGAAAAUACUGCUUUCUCGAAUAAGCUCCCUCUAUGACAAUGGACACUAUGGUUUGGUGCGUGCGUUUCUCUCUAUGAUCUACAAAUUGGUUCAAGCUAGACUGUUCGACACCGAGCAGAUGCUAAGCGUAUUUAGCGAUUUAGCUAAUGGCGUUCCUCACAAGGUAAUGGUGUCAUCACAGUUUAACUUGCGAGAUGGUUCAUCAAGUAUGCAUGAAUGCCCAAUCAUGUCACUGACUGCCUUUUUCGUCCAGCACGUACCAACUAUGUGUGAAAAAGAGAGGCACGAUGCCCCGGCGUUGAAGAUUACCAAAAACAAGCGUACCUACCGUCAAUUACUUAAAGCGUUGCUCGAAUGCGGGAGCGCGGGUAUGAACUUCCUACAUUUUGCCGAUCAUGCUUCCAAGAGUCUAGCUCAAGCGGAGGGUGUUCUUCAGACAGACUCCUGGCUCGAAAUAGCCGAUCAUUUGUCCAGCUUCAUCAAGCACACGCAUGAAGUGAAUCAGGGCGGCAGCCUAGAACAUGAUUUUAGCGCACUAAUUAAUACUCUUAAAUACCCAUUCAGUUACAGGCCGAACCUGAGUCUGACAAGUGAUGUAAUAAAAAAAUGGACGGACCUGUUUACAGUAUUUGCGAUCGAUGCGGCCCUCGUAAAGGAUGUCGGGGUAAACCAACACAUUGAAGAACUAUGCGCACACCUUUUGGAUGAGCUCUCUAAAACCGAAUUUGACCUCAAUAGAUUGAUGUUCUGCAGUCAAGCUUUUGAAACUGUCACGAAGCAAGCAUGCUUAGAAACCGUCACGAUCGGUAAAAAAAUCCCAUUGGGAAACCUCCAUUCCCUUGUGAAGUGUGUAUCCCUGCUCGCUAAUCGUAGCCACGAGUUUAUUCAAAGUAAGAAACAACUGAAAUCAAACUGCCAGUUCUUUAUUAAUAUUGUCCAUAUAUGCAGCGCGCUGAUCCAACGCACCAACGAUGUGUCUCUAUGUAGACAUCUUUUGCUUACGAUCGUUCCUGAAAUUUUACCACUUCUUGAGCAUACAAAAAAUAAGGCAGCGGUGCGGGAAACUUCAUUGACUCUCGUCGAAUUGCCUCUGCUGCACGCAUUAGCCAUGUUUGCCGAUGCCUUUGUCGACAGGGCAGAGAAAGUUGGCAGUAGCAGCGAAAAUGAGAAGUUCUUCCAGAUGGCGCGAUCCGCAAUUGAACAUGGAAGCGGCCACUGGAAGAGUAACAUCCGGGACCCCUUUGUCAGGUACGCAAAGUUUCUGUCUGUACCUCUCUCGCAACCUGAGCAGGUAUCGCAGAGUUUUUCGCAGGAUGUUGUCGUUGAUGAUGUGUCGCCUGUCACAAUUCAGUCAAAGACUCCGGUCAAAGCCGCAACACCCACCUCUGGCGCAACUGUUAAACGUCGAAGCUCGCGUAAGGCAACCAAAGAAGACGAAGAGUUCACUCCGAUAAAAACAGCUAAAAAGAAGUCAAUUUUCACCGAACAUCAACUUGAAAAGCAAUCUGAAUCGAAAAUCAUUCCUAGCAUGUAUCAGGAUCUAUCGCAAAGUAUCGAUAAGAUUUCAUCGCAGCAAAACGGUCCUACUAACAAUAGUAAUAAUCAGCUGCUGAUCACGGAAACUCGGGUAGUGGCUCCAGUCAUUGACGAGGAUGCUGUCUUUGAAGAUAUUACCCCUAAGGAAAUGGAACAGGAGAAGGCUCCAAUCGAAGACGAUGACUCAAAGCGAGCUUCCAAAGUUAAACAUAGUCUAGCAGGCAAAGAUACCGAAGCUGACGGCGUCAAACCAAUUGAGAGCGGAGACACGAUCGAUAUCAAAGAGCUCCACAGAACUCCGAUAGAACAGGCUCUUCCGGCUAUCGUACCGCAAGAGGUGAUACCUGCUACAUCGCCAGAAACCCCAAUCGUAGUUACUGAUAACAACAACGAAAAUGAGGAGCCUCUAGUAAAGAAGAAAAAGCGGUUUUCGUACAGCGAGACUGAUGAUAUGCCGGAGCCUGUAGUCGUCAUUGAUAACCAGCCAUCAACCCUAAGCAAAAUGGUUGAAAUGAUGCAAAAUGAACAGCAGGAACGGGAGAAAGAAGAGACGAUACCGGUCAACUCUCCGCUCAGACCCCAGGGCGCUCGUAAAAGAAAACUUACAGGUCAGCCGAUCGAGUCUCCAAUCACGGCAAAGCUACAACAGCGUAAUUUCAUGAUAAAUUCACCCUCAUCGCGAUCACGUAUGAUGCUCGAAGCUGCGCAAGCGCGGCAUACUAUGAAUGCCGGUCCUGUUGUCCAAUCCUCUACCGUUCAUUCUGAGGGUCGUCACGCUCUCACAAGCUCAACGCCCUGGCGAGAGAAAGCGGUAGCGUUUGCAUCCACAGAAAGGACUGUGGAUAGCGGCAGUCCUCAACCCAGCUCGAACGGCGGAUUUGCAACACCGGUGAGUCCAACAGUUGGCCGAAGUAUCCUUAAGCGGGUUUCGACAGGUGCCUCGGUCAAAAAAGUGUCUUUUAGUCGCGCAAAUGAAGUCUGUGCCUACGACAAACAUCCACGGGUAAGUACUGCGAAAUCACUAUUCCCACCAGUCAUGGUGCAAAGUGAUCAAAAUUCAAGUACCGAAACCAGCCACAAUUCGCUCAAGGGGGUUGACCUUGACCAAAGCAUGCAUGUGUCUGAUACCAAUAAACUUGCCAAGGAAGAGGAAUCAACAACGAUUUCAGCUACAAGUUCUGUUGCGCCAGCAGCCGUAGUAGACGCACCCACAUCUGAAUCAAUAGUCGUCGAAUCCAUGAGCUCGGACCUUGCAAACGAUCCCAGUAAGUUGGAUGAGUCAAGCAUUGUUCUGCCGGACAUCACUAUACCGGGUCAGGGCGAAUCCAAAGCUCCUGCCUCGGACCCGCCUAUCGUUGAAUCAAAAGCCACAAUGACACUAAAACCAUCGACGCCAAAGGUCACCGUUUCUGAGGAAGUGUCGCUUGUCAGACGGAUUGAGAAUGCCGCGGAUACAUUGCCUAUUGAAACUAACAAAAUUGCUGAGUCAAUCAACAUUGUAGAAUGUAUAAAGUCCGCCCACCCGGAACAGUUGACGGCUGUGCUUGAAUUGAUCGUGUCAGAUAAGUUCAUCCAAACACUUAGUCCCGAAGUUCGGGGAACUUUUUUCUCUAAGUGUCUAGCAACAAUGAGCUCUUACCAGUGUCGCCACUAAUGUGUUCUUCAGUUCUAGUGUAAAUAAUAAAAAAAACAUGUUUUUUGUGUGUGUAUUUGGAUAAUUGCUGAGUAUUAUUUGUAGCCGACAUUCGUUUUGAAAGUGAGAAAUUUAUUAUUCAUAUUUGUCAUGUAAAACAAGUCGAAAAUGUUGUACUUCAAGAUGGAUCUCGAAACGCGGAGGAUCCCGAAUACUUUAAGCAGUUUUCAUUACAUAUCAUAUGAUUUAUUGAUUGAAUAUGAUUAUGCUGAAGUUGACGACCAAUGAAUGAGCGUGCGCUGUAGACCAGCACACGUUUCGACAACUUGCCCGCUAUCAUACGAAGAAACUGCUUCAAGACAGGUGUAUAUUUAUGAACGCGGAGAUCGCAGUCACCAACUGAACCGUUAUCUGUUUGCACCGAUGCUGAAAAUUUUAGAAGACAGCCUUAAAACGUAGGCUCACAGUAUUAACUGUUGCGGUGAAACUGAGCAGAAAUUGACAGGCUGAGCAGACGCUGCCCCGAAAAUUUAUGUUAUUUUCACGUGUCCACAUAAUUAAUGGUGGCAGUAGAUGAGAGUUAUCGCCGUAUACAACUAACGGCAAUUCUUAUUCAAUCAGGUAUGCGUACGUGCAGUACACUAUAUACAAGUGUCUCUGCGAUUAUACAUUCAAUACGUCUGCAUCUUGUUUAAUUGUAUACGCACCACAAGCUAACGGGCCUCGUCAUAAAUGUCAAUCGCAUGGAAUCGCUGAAUUCUGAAGUUGCAAAACACCUGCGUUUCCAUUUGCAUUAAUAGAUAUCAUCAAUUUGCCAUGGUUAUCUACAGGGAUCACUGGGAAAUGAAGUAAGAGUAGCUUCAUUUGUCAAGCGAAAUCAUUAUGGGCAAUGCUGAAACGUACAGCAAAAAUUUCAUAUAGGGCAUUGAUUUGAGAUUCUGUAAUGAAUGGCAAA
Messenger RNA from Varroa destructor (honeybee mite), 5415 nucleotides. It is a transcript of the gene Rif1, whose product is annotated as Rap1 interacting factor 1. Gene Ontology annotation, biological process: telomere maintenance. NCBI's taxonomy places the organism in Eukaryota, Metazoa, Arthropoda, Arachnida, Mesostigmata, Varroidae. The record is from RefSeq and is a predicted model, not a curated record. Gene Ontology annotation, cellular component: nucleus; chromosome, telomeric repeat region.